Molecule: messenger RNA, 891 nt
Organism: Rhopalosiphum padi (bird cherry-oat aphid)
Lineage: Eukaryota; Metazoa; Arthropoda; Insecta; Hemiptera; Aphididae
Product: SCAN domain-containing protein 3-like
Exons: 2
Coding region: 1-891 (296 amino acids)
Biological process (GO): DNA integration
Molecular function (GO): nucleic acid binding
Source: RefSeq, a predicted model, not a curated record
AUGUGGAAAGAUUUAAAAAUAGUACAUGGUAAGCCUCGCCAUUCUCAAAGUCAAGGUUCAGUAGAACGUGCCAACCAAGACAUAGAGAAUAUGUUGGGAACGUGGUUGGAAGACAAUAAGACCAAAAAAUGGAGCGAAGGCAUAAAAUUCGUACAAUUCAUGAAAAAUCGAUCUUUUCAUCAUGGCAUUAAAUCUUCACCGUACGAAGCUAUGUUUGGCUCUAGGGCUAAAAUUGGAUUAAAUAAUUGUGUACUCCCAAUGCAUGUAGUAGAAAAAUUAAAAACAGAAGAAGAUUUAGAAAAAGCCUUAAACACUAUUGAAGAGAAAGAAAGUAAAGAAAAAAACAAGGAAGGCAAUGAAGUGAUUGUAGAAGAAAAUGAAGAAAAUUACAAUUCUGAGGAUGCUUUAAGCUCUAGAAAACUUUCUAUUCAGAUAAAAAGAAAUGAAUCUGUGCAGAAUUUAGAAAAGCAAGCAAAUAAAAUGAAAUCUCUUUCUGAAAGAAGAUUUUGUGAAGGAAACAUUGGAGAUUCAGUAAAAAUAAAAAUACCAGACGUAGAUAGAGCUCGAAGCGACUUACGAUCAAUUUUGGCAGUAAUUAUAUCAAUGGAAGACGGAAAUUAUAAAUUGGGCACAACCAAAGGUAAACUGCAACAUUAUUAUAGUAGAAAUCAAUUUACUAUUUGCAAGGAGAAGUUUGUGAGUGUUGAUGAAGUCCCCGAUAUUCAGUUGUCUCUAAGAGAAGCAGCUAGGCUAUUUUCAAAUCUAGGAGGCCAAGGCUAUGACCGCUGCACUUGUGUUCAAAAAUGCGAAACAAGGAGAUGCAAAUGUAAAGCUGCUGGAAUUUUAUGCAACUCUAAAUGCCAUAGUGGUAAUACUUGUAAAAAUAAAUAA